AAAGUACUUUGCUGGAUAUUCUUCCCUGUGUUGUCUAUCUUGCUUGGGCUUUAGAAGCAUCUUUCUUCUUGGCUAUUUCUUGGCUCUCUGCUCCUGUUCUGGAAGGCCCGCAGGCCUGACUUUGUCUGCAUGUCCGUCCCUGAGGCAUAUGUGGAGUUCAUUCUGUUUUCUUGUAUGCAGGACCAUUCUGCCUAACCACUGCACCCUGAGCCACAUUUGAGUGCCACCUGUUUGAAAAGGGAUCUGUCAGCCUGAGUUUUCUGUAUCCUCGAUGCCAGUCAGAGUUCUAGACACUUGUGUAAUUCCAUAAUCACUUAAAACACUUCCUGAAACCAAACUAUCAAUAAAUGGUGUCUGUAUCCUCUUUAUCACUUACACCAAAGGGAACACAAGUCUUAUCACUUGUUUGACGUUUCGCUGCUUUUUUCUUGGUUCUUAAAUGUACUACCCUUUUUUCUUUAGCCUGCAGUUUACCAAAAUUGAUCUUCCUUCUCCUGCAAGGGUAGUAUUGCUAAUUUUUCUUUACAAGGUGGGAGUAUAUGCACUUACCACACGGUGGCUAAUGUGAAGACUAGGCAUAAUGUAAAGUCUUUAUCCUAUUGCUAGACACAGGGUAAGUCUUCAGUGAAUAGUAGCUGUCCACUAAUUUUGAUUAUCUUUGCUCCACUUCUUUGUCUUUACUACAGAAGCAGCAAAGUGCAUAGCUAAAAAUAUGGGACAUAGACCCCUGAGAACCUGUAUUUUCUGCUUACUUCUCCUUUAGGAAAUAGGUCAGUUUCCUUACCGGCCUUUGCAGUUAUUAGAAGUAUAAAGUAAGGUAAAGGCUAUAUAUAGAGAGAAUGUUUCUUAACAAUCUGUUACUGUGCAGAUGCUCCUUGUUUUUCCUGCAUUGCGCUCCUAAACCUUGUAGUGUCUGAAACUUGGUUUCAGAAGUUUAAAAGAAGUGUAAUGAGUUUUUCUCUCUUCUUUUUGUAGGUUAACUCUAUCCACAGUAAUGGCUGCGGCCUUACCCAGGACCCUGGGGGAGUUGCAGCUGUAUAGAAUAUUGCAAAAAGCCAAUCUGCUUUCUUAUUUUGAUGCCUUUAUCCAACAAGGUGGUGAUGACGUCCAGCAGCUCUGUGAAGCUGGAGAAGAGGAGUUUUUGGAAAUCAUGGCACUGGUGGGCAUGGCCAGCAAGCCCCUUCAUGUUAGAAGGCUACAGAAGGCUUUGAGAGACUGGGUUACAAACCCUGGUCUCUUCAAUCAGCCGCUGACCUCCCUUCCUGUCAGUAGCAUACCUAUCUAUAAACUACCAGAGGGAUCACCUACGUGGCUGGGAGUAUCCUGCAGCAGUUACGAAAGGAGUAGCAAUGCCCGGGAACCGCAUUUAAAAAUCCCCAAAUGUGCUGCUACCACCUGUGUGCAGAGCUUGGGGCAGGGGAAGUCAGACGUGGUGGGAAGCUUAGCACUGCAGAGUGUUGGUGAGUCCCGGCUCUGGCAGGGCCACCACGCUACGGAGAGCGAGCACAGCCUCUCCCCAGCAGACCUUGGCUCCCCUGCGUCCCCAAAGGAGAGCAGCGAGGCCCUGGAUGCUGCUGCUGCGCUCUCUGUGGCUGAGUGUGUGGAGCGCUUGGCUCCCACCCUGCCAAAAAGUGACUUGAAUGAAGUGAAAGAACUGCUAAAAAGCAACAAGAAGUUGGCUAAAAUGAUUGGUCACAUCUUUGAGAUGAGUGAUGAUGAUCCCCACAAAGAGGAGGAAAUUCGGAAAUACAGUGCAAUAUAUGGCAGAUUUGACUCUAAGAGAAAGGAUGGAAAACAUCUCACACUCCAUGAGCUCACUGUUAAUGAAGCAGCUGCUCAGCUCUGUGUGAAGGAUAAUGCCCUACUGACACGAAGAGAUGAACUUUUUGCAUUGGCUAGGCAGAUUUCUCGAGAAGUCACCUAUAAAUAUACUUACAGAACCACCAAGUCAAAAUGUGGUGAAAGAGAUGAAUUAUCCCCAAAGAGAAUUAAAGUGGAGGAUGGCUUUCCAGACUUCCAGGAUUCCAUGCAAACACUCUUCCAGCAGGCAAGAGCGAAGAGUGAAGAACUCGCAGCUCUUAGUUCACAGCAGCCUGAAAAGGUGAUGGCAAAGCAGAUGGAGUUCCUGUGCGCGCAAGCUGGCUACGAGAGACUGCAGCACGCAGAGAGGAGGCUGUCUGCCGGGCUGUACCGGCAGGGCUCCGAGGAGCACAGCCCCAACGGGCUGCCUGCGGAGAGCUCCGAAGGCCCAGGAGAAAGACCUUUGAAUCUCCGAAUACCUAAUUUACCAAACAGGCAGCCUCAUCAUUUUAUGGUGGAUGGGGAGCUGAGUAGACUUUACUCUGGUGAGGCCAAGUCUCACUCAUCAGAGAGUCUUGGGAUUUUAAAAGACUACCCUCACUCAGCUUUCACUUUGGAAAAGAAAGUCAUCAAAACGGAGCCUGAGGACUCGAGAUAGCUGGGUUCCUACACUCUUCUCUGGAAAUGGCAUCAGAUUUAAGGAUAAUGCUCCAUCGUAGAAAUAAGCCUUAAUAACCAGUGUUGCCUCAUUCAGCUCAAACAGAUUUCAUAGCCAAAGCAUAAGGACUUAUUCAUUAGUCUGUGGAAACCAAGAAGACAAAAUAGCAGCCCCAAAGGAGAAAAUCAAGAAAGUGCUGCAGCCUGUAACAAAUACUGACCCAUUCACAUUCCUGUGUAAGUCGCUAUAUGUGGAAAGGCUUACAAGUUAAUAUUGUAAGCAUUCAUUAUUUAAGAAUGUAAGAUGUAUUUGUGUAAUUUAUAAACUUAAAAUCUAGAUGUCCAGACCUGUUUGGUUGGUCUAGUGGAUGUGGAUACAGUUUAUUUUACUUGAAAUUUUUGUUGUCUACUUUAAGUGUAUUUAGCGUAAAUAUUAUUAUACGUCAGAGUUUAGGAUCUUUGCAGUCAAAAAAGAAAGUUUAAGUGACGUUGUUAUUGGCAAGGUUGCAGUGACUAGAAAAAUACUCAGUUUAAGCUAAGGAAAAUAUUUUGUGUUUAAUAUUUGAUAAAACUGAUUUUGUUUAAUAGGAAAUGGGUGGCAUUUAUUCAGUAAUGUAGUUUUCACUGGUUUAAUUAGUGCACAUUUAUACAAUGUUGAAGGAAAGAUAAAAAAGAGAAUAGAAAAUACAUCUUACUUAGUUGACCCAGAUUGGACUCUAUUAUAGCUGCUUAUGGUGCAACAAAGAGAAGGCUACUACUUGGACAGAGAACUUGAAACAAAUGCCUCGAUUUAAUGUUGGUAUUUCAGAAUGUGCUAAAUAGAUUAAGACAUAGUAUGUUAACUUUAAAUGUGACAAAGACGGUAACGUCACAAAGCUAUAAGAGAUUCUGUGUUCUGUAUCCAGCAGUCCUCCCUGUGCAGGAGCCGCAGAGACACAGUAGCUCCUGCAGGACAUCUGCUGCCAGGACGUCACAGGUGUGCACUUCCCCUUGUCCGUGUGGCAGACAUGGUUUCAUGGAACUUCAGUUAACAGCUAUAGCUCAAUAUUUAUUUAUAAUUUCAUUUUUUUAUACCUCCCAGGUUUUUGAAUGUUUUUUUUCUAUAAAAUGUAUUCAAUUUGGCAGUAUGUGUUAAAUUUCCCCUGGUCAAUUAGUGAAGUAUGUGCAUAUAUAUUUUUUCUAUAUAUAUAUAUGAAGAUAUAGAUAGAUGUUAAUAUACUGACAUAAUUAUGAGAAUUUCACAUUUGAAUUCAUAGUGGUACAAAAACAAAUCCAACAUCUGCCAAUAUACACCUUUCUCCUGCUGGUUUAAGAAAAGAUAUUUGACAGUUUACGUAAUUCCUACGGAUCUACCUAACCACUUAUUGCCAAGAAGAGUGUAUAAGUGUGUGUAUGUCUUUAGUUCUGCUUCAGAUCAUAACUGGGUAAUAAAUACUAAGUCAUAAUGUGUUAUAUUGAAAUUCAUCAACCCACUGUUAAAUGUCUGCUCUGUGGUCUCUGAUCACUGUCACAUAUAUACUUGCUUUUUCAUUUUGGUACAUAGGAGAGCUUUACAGUAGAAACACCAGUAAACAACUUUUAUACUAUUAAAAGGCGUUUUUCUCUUGCUGAACGUUUUAAUUGUACCAUAGCAUUUUUCCCACUGAAGAAGUUUCUUGUGAACUUUGCGACUUUGUUGCUAGCUUAAAGUUAAUUAUUGUGGUUGUAUCAUUCACUGUAUGUAAAGUGUAGUAUGCGUACGAUUUAAAUAGAAUGUUGUUUUUUAAUAUUAGCCAUAGCACUGGUUAGUAUCUCAGUAGUUUCAUGAAACGUUUUCUGUAUUCUAAUCUAUUUUGAGAAAUUUUGUGGUCUUUUUUUUAAAUUGUGUCUUAUAGUUCAAGUUUGUAGAUUUUAAUAAGAAACAGUUUUUAAAGAUGCAAUAAACUUCCAACUACUAUUUAUCCAUCUGUCACGGACCCACAAACUGCAUCUUUAAGUCAUAAGUAAGUUUCCUUAAGUAUCAUACUUCUCUAUCUUUCAAGCUUAGUGGUGAGGAAGCACAAGAAAAAUUUCAGUAGAAUACAGUUUUUAUUUUGUAAACACUAAUGUAUUAAACUUGCUAUACAUUAAAGCAAAUAAUAUAUAUUUUUAUUUGAAAUGUAUAUAUGAAUUGGAUGCUAUAACUAGUUGAUGUUUUUCAUUGUGUUAGAGGUAUUUUCACUAAACAAGGUCAAUUGGUUACCUCAGUAUUCCAGCCAAUAUAGCCCAAGGGACCAUUUCCCCGAGUCUGUUAUACUUUAUUGUGUGAAGUCUGCAUUUUUGUGGCUCUCAAAGCUGUUGGUGAGGUGGGAUGAGUGCACUUGCUUUCUGUGGCAAUAAAGAUUUUCUUUGCCUCA
Molecule: messenger RNA, 4832 nt
Organism: Octodon degus (degu)
Lineage: Eukaryota; Metazoa; Chordata; Mammalia; Rodentia; Octodontidae
Gene: Nab1
Product: NGFI-A binding protein 1
Exons: 7
Coding region: 995-2458 (487 amino acids)
Biological process (GO): negative regulation of DNA-templated transcription
Cellular component (GO): nucleus
Molecular function (GO): transcription factor binding; transcription coregulator activity
Source: RefSeq, a predicted model, not a curated record